Ochlerotatus camptorhynchus is the source of this 1478-nucleotide messenger RNA. RefSeq lists its product as uncharacterized. The annotation marks the transcript as partial. NCBI's taxonomy places the organism in Eukaryota, Metazoa, Arthropoda, Insecta, Diptera, Culicidae. The record is from RefSeq and is a predicted model, not a curated record. The transcript is spliced from 6 exons.
CGUUCCGAGGAGCGUUCUGUCCAAUUGGCCGUACGAGUGCAUAAAACGCUGGAGCUGGCCGAUGACAAAUUUUACGUUAUCACUUGUGGUAAAACUGGAUUCGCAAGGGACGACAACUCUCCUGUGGCGCUCAAAUUCUUCGAGAAUGACCGUCGAGUACAAGAAACUGUGUAUGGUCGUAGAUAUACCGUUAAGGCGGAGGUAACCCACCCGAAUGGAACUCAUGGAAUCCGAGUGAGGAAUUGUUUCGCUUUUAACAAGAAAAACAAAACCAUCGUAUUAAUCGAUGAUCGAGGAUGUCCUGUUAUGAACAGCGGAACAUACAUCAUGACUCGCUUCCGAACUGCUGCCAAUGGAACAACGGCUAUUGCCACAUUGAACUCUAUGUUCCGCUUCCCUGAUGGCUCGGAAGUUCACUUCCAGUGUGAUGUGGACCAGUGCAAUGGUCUUUGCCCUGAUAUAGAUGAUAGCAUGUGUUCACAAGAUCCGAGCGCUUAUAUCAAGUCUGGUCGAGCGUUAGGACAAACUGACGAAGGAAUGCUAUUAGCAGCCACUACAGUCUUUGUGCUGGAUCCAAUUGAUGCUAAACCUCUUGGGGCGUUAUGUGACGAAAGUGGUAUUAGACCACAUUGGCUGCUAUGGCUAACAAUCGCUCUGGCAGUCUUGUUCCUGAUUAUGCUGUUGAUGAAUAUUUUCCUGUGUACAGCUAUGAGCUGCAGUUGUGCUAGGACUGAGAUCAUCGAGAAGGAACCAUCUAUAAUAGAAGAAUAUGACCCAUAUCGAAGUUGGCAUGGUUCACAGUAUGGCUCGCGCUAUUCACUGCACGGUCGUGAUGGUGGUCACAACAAGGGCUACACCAGCGGGGGUAGCACGAUACACUCAAAUCGAUCCCUUCCCAUAGAUUCCGAUCAUUAUGCGAUAGUGCACAGCCGCCCGGGAUCCAGGCACUCCGGACUGCAUGGUCACCGUCCUCGAGGACCACCGAGCAAUAUGUAAAUCAUCAACAUCCUUCCACUACUUUUCGUCGUAAUGGGUACUUCCCAAGCACUGCCUACACACAUCGUCCAUGCAGGCAACAAAAGGAUAAAAAUAAAAUCAAAACAUCGCACUGACCAUUUAACCCCUUCCUUCCCUGCGAGUUUUAGCAUAACUCACUUCCAAAAUCGAUAUCCGCGGAGUGUACUUAGAUAUUGACCUAGAAGUUCAUCCCAACCGUUGAAGAAGUAUUGUAGACUAUGUGACUAAUGCUUUAUGGAAAUCGGCUGGCCGUGGAUCACCUGUGCAACCCAUGGCAAGGAAAGGGUUAAAUCAAACAACAUUUCUUCCUCAACAAACGUCUAUCACUUACAGCAUGUAUCGCUCACUUGCCUAUCCUGAAACAGAACUUAUGAAAACCUUCUAUCUCCAAAGCAUAGCUUGAGGAAGAUGUAAAUAAUUGGAAAUUGUGAAACGUGUCACGUUAAUUUUAUCACUAGAUA